AUGACAUCUUUGAGUAGUGUAAAUACCCCAGAACCAACGAUUGCUACCAAAUCUUCCAUCCCAAGUUCUUCAGAUAUGGAAUAUUACUACAGAUCCAUGUAUCCAUUCAAAGAGAUAUUCGAAUGGUUAAAUCAUUCGGAGGUGCCUUCUAAGGAUAUGACUAAUAGAGAAUUGGCUAUGGCAUUCAGAUCAGGGGCUUAUAAGAGAUACAAUUCUUUCAGUUCAAUUGCUGAGUUCAAGUCGACUAUAGAAAAAAGUAAUCCAGAUCGUUUUGAAAUUGGUGCCAUCUAUAAUAAGCCACCAAAGGAACGUGAUUCUAUCCUAAAGAGUGAAUUAAAACCGUUAGAAAAGGAAUUGAUUUUCGAUAUCGAUAUGGAUGAUUACGAUCUUUUUAGAACAUGUUGUUCAGGUGCUAUGGUUUGUGAUAAAUGUUGGAAAUUCAUUUCGUUAGCGAUUCAAGUGAUCAAUAUUUGUUUAGAAGAAGAUUUCGGUUUUAAAGAUUAUAUUUGGGUAUUUUCCGGUAGACGUGGUGCCCAUUGUUGGAUAAGUGAUAAACGUGCCCGUAUAUUGAAUGAUUUACAAAGAAGAAACAUUCUUGAUUACGUUAAUGUUGUUAGAGAUAGGAAAUAUGAUAAAAGAUUGGCAUUAAGAAGACCUUACCAUCCACAUUUGGUACGUUCAGUUGAACUAUUAAAGUCGCAUUUUGUUGAAAUUAUACUGGAAGAACAAGAUCCUUGGCAGGAUGAUAAGAAUGCUUUCGAAACUUUAUUAACUGGUCUACAUGAUAAGGUAUUGAUUGACGCUCUAAGAAAAUAUUGGACGGAAAAUCCAGGUAGAUCAAGUAAACAAAAAUGGAAUGAUAUUGAUGCCAUAGCGACAAAUGACGUGAAAAUCAACAACAAUAAGCAAAGAAAUGACUUCAUGACAAGAUUACGUGAAUGUAAAGAAGACGUGGUAUUAGCCACAUUAUACCCUAAAUUAGAUGUGGAAGUUACAAAACAAACCAUCCAUCUUUUAAAGGCACCAUUUUGUAUUCAUCCCGCCACUGGGAAUGUCUGUGUUCCAAUCUUCAAAGAUUUUACUCCUAUGGCAGCUCCAAAAUUAAUUGAUUUGCAAAAUGAAAUGGAAAAGAAUCUUAGUAAAGUGGAAUCGACCUCUCUCCAACCAUAUAUCCAAUACUUUCACGCCUUUGUGGAACAAGUGAUAAGUCAUAAUUCAAGCGGAGUGAAGAGAGAAUUCGAAGAAGUGGACUAA
Molecule: messenger RNA, 1254 nt
Organism: Kazachstania africana CBS 2517
Lineage: Eukaryota; Fungi; Ascomycota; Saccharomycetes; Saccharomycetales; Saccharomycetaceae
Gene: PRI1
Product: DNA primase subunit PRI1
Exons: 1
Coding region: 1-1254 (417 amino acids)
Biological process (GO): DNA replication, synthesis of primer
Cellular component (GO): alpha DNA polymerase:primase complex
Source: RefSeq, a predicted model, not a curated record